UCGGUCUGUCGUUAGUGGCGGAAGCAAAAUUUUAAGUCUUUUAGCAAAAUUCAAAGUGUAACCCCGGUGCCACAGCCAAGGAAGAAGAGAAUUCAUCGAAUCCAUCAUCCAAUCAAGCAGAGCAAAUAAUGUAUCGAAUUGUUAAAGAAACUAUCGGCCAUCUGGGCAUGGUGCCUAUGGUACGGCCAAUGUCCUCGAAAGCCCCGAAGAACCGGUCGGGAACGGGGAGCGAGAAGUGCAAGCAGAAAGUGUGCGAAGACCGUGCCCGAGAUUUGGGCGUGUUCGAGGGCACCGUGCCGGAGCGUUUGCAGGUGGCCAGCCCGCAGAUGUGGCGACCCUGUCCGGAUCCGCCGAAGCCGCGCGAGUUUAGCUGCGACGAUGCCGGUCUGCUCAACAUGACCCGCCGGAGACGCGAGCCGGUGCUUAAGAAGACCAGCUGUACCUCGCCCGCUCCCAGCGUUGAGGCGCCGGAAUGCAUCAAAAUCAAGGAGGACCUAUGCCUGCGCGUGCAGGUGCCCGGCUGCGGCAAGGUUAAGUUUCCACCGAAGUGUGACGCACCCUUGCCGGUGCGCGAUUGCGUCAAGCAGAAGGCACCGGUUCCGGCAUUCUCCGAGGCGUACAAAAACCCCUUCCCACCGCUACCGAUCUCGGAGUGCUUGUGCUACGAUGCGACCAAAAUGUGCUAAACGUUCUUUAUUUUUGGCACGCGGCAUGCAACACACAGUUGGCGAGAAACGAUUGAUUCGGCGUAUUGAUUUUCCUAUGCCAUAAUUAUUAUAAUUUACGCAUAAAGCUUGCUCUGUACCGUUAUCGGAUCUACCAUUGUUA
Molecule: messenger RNA, 828 nt
Organism: Anopheles arabiensis
Lineage: Eukaryota; Metazoa; Arthropoda; Insecta; Diptera; Culicidae
Exons: 1
Coding region: 129-686 (185 amino acids)
Source: RefSeq, a predicted model, not a curated record